Messenger RNA from Bombyx mandarina (wild silkworm), 1302 nucleotides. It is a transcript of the gene CLS, whose product is annotated as cardiolipin synthase. Gene Ontology annotation, biological process: cardiolipin biosynthetic process. Gene Ontology annotation, molecular function: cardiolipin synthase (CMP-forming) activity. The record is from RefSeq and is a predicted model, not a curated record. NCBI's taxonomy places the organism in Eukaryota, Metazoa, Arthropoda, Insecta, Lepidoptera, Bombycidae. Gene Ontology annotation, cellular component: mitochondrion; membrane.
ACCCGGUCAAAAGCAAAACAUCAAACUUCGAAAGUUGUGCGAAAUGUUUUGGUUAUUUUUAUAGUUUGAAAUAGUUACAAAACAUAAAAUUAUUAAUUAAAUUUAAAUCCAAUAACCAUUUCAAGAUUUAUUCCACAGUAAACUGUUUUUCAAAAUGGAGUUAACUAGGCCAUGGCACAGUAUCAAACAAAUUUCCAGAUUAAAGUUUUGUCUCAUUAGUGCUAAAAUUCGUGUGCCAGUCAGGCAAUAUGUAGUGUUAUUAACAAACAAAAGAUUGCUUCAAUGUAGUUGUGCUAUGAAGUUUCCCUUUACCUACAAUUAUUCCUCCGAGAACAAGAAACAUUUCAUAACCCUAGAAAAAAAAGCAUUGAAAAAUGCCUUUGAACACAAAAAAGAGCAACUGAAACAUACCGAACACAAAUUAAGGCUAAAAGGGGAAGAAAUUGUGAGAGACAUAAGACACCAAGGCGAAGUAACAGGACAAAAGUUACGUGUUAAAAAGGAACAUAUCAUUAAAGAUAUUUUAGAAACUAAAGCUAAAGUCAAGGAAAGAUUUGAGGAAGUUGUAGAGAAAGAAAAUGUCUUAACUAUCCCAAACAUCUUAUGUAUCACUAGAAUAGCAAUGUCGCCAUAUUUAGGUUAUGUAAUAAUCCAGAAUAAUUACAACCUGGCACUGGGGCUAUUAGUGUUCGCUGGAAUUACAGAUUUGCUAGAUGGCUGGAUAGCUAGAAAUUGGAAAGGUCAAUCAACAAAGAUGGGUUCUUUCUUGGAUCCAAUGGCAGAUAAAGUUCUCGUAGCAACUCUCUUUAUCUCUCUCACUUGGCAGAACCUCAUACCUAUUUCAUUGACACUGCUAAUAGUUGGGCGAGAUAUAGCAUUGGUUGUGGCUGGAUUUGUCAUUCGAUAUAUAAGCUUACCACCACCGCGAACGUUGAGUAGGUAUUUCGAUGUAACACACGCAACCGCACAACUUGCACCGACUUUUAUCAGUAAAGUGAACACAGCUGUUCAACUUCUAUUGGUAGGCACUACGCUGGCGUCCCCAGUUUUUGGUUAUGUUGAUCAUCCAGCAUUGAAAGUCUUGUGUGGAAUUACUGCAGCCUCAACUAUAGUGUCAGCCGUCAGUUAUCUAGUUAGUAAGGACACCUACAAAUUACUAAAGAAAAAAAUAUGAAUAUCGUGAAGUAUUGUGAAAUAUCUCUAUUCCCAUUUCGAGAUUAUUUUUUAUUGUUUUCAAAAUUUUAUUAACCAUCAAAAGUACUGUUCAUUUUAUUAAUUAUACAAAAUAAUGUAAAUAAAUUA